AGCACUCACCAAGUUUCGUUGACGGAGUUUUGGAACUCUGCCUUAGCAACCCACUCUUUUACUUCAUAGUCAACCACAGAAAAGGUUUUAGAUGAAUAACUAUACGUAACAUACGCUGUUUGUAAUUCAUUUUCUUUUAAAUUCGAAUAGACUAUUUGUAAACAGAGCAGAAAAUUAAACAGCUGCAUGAGGGCCGCCAUAUUGUAAUUAUCACAUGAUUUGUGACAUCACGUGAGACGGGAGUAUACAUUGUUGUUUAAUUUAACACAUUCUCCUCAUUUAAUAGGAAUACAUUUGCAUAUUCGUCACGUUACAAUUAUAUUUUCAUAAUGAUAGAUAAUUGGGCAGUAUUUUCUAUUCAUAAUAUUAAUGAAUUUCUUUUUGUUUCACUUAAUUUAUAACCCCUCCUAUAAACUUAUAAAAUUGAUUUUCGGAAUCGAAAUGAAAUUCGUCUGCCUACUUGAAUCAAAUAAAUCUAAAAAGUAAAAGUGACUGUAUGACCUUGUUUGUAAUAAAGUGUUCCAAAUCGAAUUCAUAAGUGCUUACAAGCCGUUGCCCUAAUGAUAUCAGUGACCUAAAUAGAUCACAACCACAUUUAUUGCUAUGAAACGGGCCAGUAAUGACUACAGUGCAAAGUGAAUUUUAGAAGCUUAAAUGUAAGUCAUUUAUCAGCAACAGAUUUUACCUACAAGGUGUGGGUAGGUGUACUAAUGGAAUUAAACCAAAUGUUAAAAUCUUGAUGUCAUUGAUAGCCUAAAGAUCUUCAAACAGUAGAAUGAAGAUAAUAAACGAGAAAGGACUGGCAUUAUAUGCUGGCUCUGGAGCACCAGCAGAUAAAGAAGGCCACCUCUUGAAAAAAGGAGAGGUGAACAAGGGCUUCCAGAAGAGAUGGUUUGUGUUAAAGGGAAAUUUUUUGUUUUAUUACGAGAAAAAAGGAGAUCGUGAACCCAUUGGAAUGAUAGUUUUAGAAGGAUGUACAAUUGAACUAGCAGAAAACACUGAUAAUUUUACAUUUCAAAUUGUCUUUCCUCACUCAGGAUGCCGAACAUACGUUAUAAGUGCUGAAAGCCAAGAAAUAAUGGAAUCUUGGAUGAAAGCAUUAAGUUGUGCCGGGUAUGAUUAUGUUAAAUUGAUGGUAUCUGAACUACAGUUUAAGUUAAGUGAGCUUAGCUCCGAGACAGCUAAGUCAGUGAUUCAGGAAGCAGAUCGUAAUAGUAAUAUGCUCUCAAAUGUGUAUGAAAAUUCACCAGGGGCUGUUGGUGGAAGCUUCAAAGCACCCAAAUCUCAUGCUGCAGUAAAGCGUAAAAAUCCCUUUAAUUCCAUGAAAAAUAUGACCUUAGACUGGGACAGUGUUAAUUACUUUAAUGCUGCAACAGGUCAAGAGGCUGCGUUUACUUCCAGUAAAACUUUAGCAAGAAAUCCAAGAACAUUUCAGCAGAUGCAUGAAGAAAUCAGCAAACAGUUUAAAAUGUUUUCUGAAGAUUGGCAGAACAAAACAGAUGUCAACAGUAAUUUGAAUGCCAUUAGAAAGACUUAAUGAUCUGUGUGACCUUAUUCUUAACUAUUUAUGUAGGCCCCGUUUUUAAUACCACUACUCAUAGAUAUGAUCUCUGCACUAUAUCAGUUGUGUUAUCCCUAGUCUAAAAACUAAGCAUUAUCCGAGUUAUCUUAAAACAAAAGAUAGUUAAAACCGGAAGUUAGUCCUAUCUAUCAGUUAAUAUAAUAUAGUAAUGAAAAAGUGAAGUUUUAUUUGCUUUAUUCAUAUAUUCAAUUUUAAAAUCUGAAACAAGCUCAGUCAGUUAAAUAUUCACCAUAUAUAUAUAUGAAAAUUAAAAUAUUGAGGAAAGAAACACAGUAUUAUGCGGCCAGUGCUUUCAGUUCCAUCGGAACAUCUUCAGGCCUUUAAUAUAUAUAUAUAUAUAUAACAAAAAAUCUUGACUAGUGUAUUCAUACAUUUAUUCCAAUAACAAAACUCACCAAAUGGUAUAUGAAAAUGGAUACUUUUGUCAUAGGAAAAUAUAAAGUGUCCUUUUUGUAGUAACAUAGAAUAACAAUACUGUAUGCAAUGUAAUGUUACCACUUGAACCUAAUCAGAAUUAAGUGUUCUAUUUCAGUACACAUAGAACACAUUCAAGGGUUCAACAUUUAAUCUGGUAACCUUCCUGUUUUAAGUUAAUUUAUUACAUAGUUUAGAUUUAAAUUUUUGUUAUCAAUAGUUUUAUACCUUAUUAAUUGUUUUAGCAAUUUGAAUUUUUGUCAUCACGCCAUAACAAUUUCAUUAUAAUAAAAAAAAGUUUUAUUAUUUUUUAUAUUCCACAUUGAUAUGUAGUUGUAUAUUGUCGUCACCUGUGUCAGUUCUGUAUAAUAACUGUUAGUAUCAGGAAGAACUAGAAGCCAAUCAAAUUUUAAUUAUAUCUGAUAAUUACUUAAUGGAUUGUUAUUCUUGAUCAGUUUGUAUUGUCUUGUAAAUGCUCCCAUUAUUACCUACGAAAAAAAGAAGUAUCAACCCUUGCGGACUGCUUGGAUGUUUGCUGUGGGUGUAUGUUUUGUUACCCAGCAACCUAUCUUAGUAUAUAUUUUGUUAUAAGCAUUAAUCAUAAAAAUUAUUCAAUUGCAUGUACAUUAAUCUUGUAUUGUUUUAUUUCUAAUAAUACAAAAAUUUUUUUAUAAAUAAUAACAGGGUGUCUAGUGACCCUACUUUUCUUAGUUACAACUAUCGAUCAGGAGAAGAAUUUUAAAAGAGAUCUUACCUUUGUUUGUCUUUUUUUUUAUUUCAUUUUUAUGCCAUUUUAUAUUCACAUUGGCUAUGUUGGACUUCAGAGAGAAGAGAUAUCUGGCAAAGAAGUAGUUAUGGGUAGAUCUUAUGUAUAGGAGACAAAUACUAACAAGUCAAACACAAAAUAAAAAUCUAAUUUUAAUUAGAUUGGCCAUGUGUCUUUAUUAUUACAGUAUAAAUAUAUUUUUUAUUUUUAGUUAAGACUUCCUUGCAAUAUUUUAAUUAUAGGUUUAUUUUAAUGGUAAUGAUUUGUUAUCUUUAAUUUUUAAGAUUAAUUUUUUGUGCUUGUGUUUUUAGCCCAUUGACCCACCAUUUGGUGUAAAUAAGUAGUUAUAGAUUUCGAAGGGUUUUGGCAGCCAAGGUGUUGUUUAUUCAGAUUUGUUCAAAUAAAGUUGCUGGCCCCCAUAGGGGCUGGUCAUGCAUUCCGUAAAGUGCAAAAUUAGAAAAUCUUCAAUAGACUUUUAAUUAACAAUGGCUGGAUGUAUUUCUUUAAAAUUUGUUAGGAACUUGUUGAAACGUAGUGUGAAAUAAACCCAGUGAUUGCUUUCCAUAUAAAUUUGUGUUUUAUAUCAUAUGUUCAGUUACUAAAUGCCGUAUAAGGAUUUAAUCAUCUUUAGGUGAUAAAAAUAAAUGUUUGUUAAAAUUUAAGACCUAGAACCCUUAGGGGCAGAGCAGGACAGGUUCAAAUUUAAACAAUUUGACUUCUUCUCUGAAAGCACCCGUCAGCUUAUGAUUUAAAAAAAUUACAAAUGUUACUCAAGGUUGCACUUAUUAUGGUUUGUUCUAAUGGAGGUAGGGACCAGGGCAUGUAUUUUUUGACUUCUCCUUAACUGUUUAAUGGAUUUCUGCAAAAUUUGAUUUGGUACUGGUAAUUUGUUUGGGCAAUACUUGUCCAGAUUUAUUAAAUAAACUUACUUAGCUCCCAAGAGAAAUACUCAAUGUGCAGUUUAAACUAAUCCCAGUUUGUCUUCUGUCCUUUGAUUUUAAAUGUGUUCUAAAGUACACCUUAUAUUUAUAGCACACCAAAUCAGUAUUUUCUUUAAAAUUGCAUGUAUAUUUAAUCCUUUUAUUACAUUAUAAUAUUUUGCCAAGUUAUGAUUAUUAUCAUUUUCUGCUUUAAUGCUUUAAACAGGAAUAAAUGUUUAGUUAGAAUGUCAAUUUUUGUUAAUGAACUUUUAAUAAUCUAUCAAUGAUCAGAUUAUUCAUUUUUUUUUAAUUUUAAUGUUUAUUUAUAAACCAGUUCAAAAAUAUUUAAAACCACAGAGCAAAUAAAAAUAGUAAUAUCCGAAAAGGUAUCAGUAGUUAGAGUUUUGCUAGUUACAGCAUAUAGAAUAUUUGUGUUAUUUGUCUUCUCCCUAUCCGAUUUGAUUUGUUAUGUUGAAUUCUUCCCUCAGUAACUUACAUUUAUCAGUAUUGAAUAAAGAUAAACAUGACUACUUUUUGUAAACAUUAUUUUAUCACUUACCGUAUAUAAACUCCUUAUUAUAAGUAAUGAAUUUUAUUUAAAAAUUUCUCAUCUCUGAUAAAAUCAUUUUGUUGUCAUUGUUUUAGUAGUGGUACCACUUGUCCCACCGUUUUAUCAAAAUUCCUGCACACUUAAGGACAUGCAUACAGUUUAUGCUUACUGUGAACAAAGUUGAGGUAAAAUUCUUUCAAUUUUUUUUUUUUUUACGUUUCCUUUAUUUUAUUUUAAAAUAUAUUUAAUCAGUGAUAUUUUUUUGCAUGCAUAAUCCCUGGCUCAUAAUAUUAGUGCAAUAAUAUUUCCAAAAGCUUAGUUUUUAAUUUAAAUGGCUCAAAUUUCAUUAAUUUUGAAAGAAUAUAAUUUGUGAAUGGCAAAGAGAAAGGCAAUUUUUACUUGUGCCAACUUAAGCCUUUAUUGUCUUCCAAGUAGUGGAACUGUUUUGACAAGAAAACAGCAACAAAUGUCAGUGGGUUAAUAGCCACUGAAGAUAUGUUGUAAAAGUUGCUCUGUUGAUUAUUGUACGUAAUAAAUUAUGAUUCAUUAUAUUUAUGUUAUAUGUUGCCUUUUAAUUAUCUUAAAUAAUAUUUAAUUACUAUUCCCUUAUUUCACCAAAGUCUCAUAACAUAUGUACUAAAUUAUACAUAUCUUUCCUCUUAUAAAUCAGAAUAAAAUAUAUAUUUUACCUUUUAUUAUAGAGUCUAGUUAUUAUAUUAUAAAUAAUCUUUUGAUUCAUGUCAAACAUUUCAUCAAUUGUGACUGAGUAAAAGUGAAACAUCAAGGUAUGCUUAUUUUCAUGAUACUAGUCAAUUUCUUACAAAUUUCUAGAAUACCAAUGGCAGAGCCAAUAUAUUUUAAACUAAUCCAUCUGUAAUUAGUUAUAUUUGAAUUUCACAAAUAAAGGAGAAGUGGUAUCAGUGGUUCUGGUAAGAGUAAGCUUACCUAUUGUUGUGCACAAUGCAUUAAAUUGGUGCAAUAGUUUUA
Patella vulgata (common limpet) is the source of this 5219-nucleotide messenger RNA. Its product is annotated as sesquipedalian-1. NCBI's taxonomy places the organism in Eukaryota, Metazoa, Mollusca, Gastropoda, Patellidae. The record is from RefSeq and is a predicted model, not a curated record. Gene Ontology annotation, biological process: receptor recycling; retrograde transport, endosome to Golgi; endosome organization. Gene Ontology annotation, cellular component: trans-Golgi network; early endosome; recycling endosome. Bases 776 to 1537 code for a protein of 253 amino acids. The transcript has 2 exons.